Messenger RNA from Ornithorhynchus anatinus (platypus), 7093 nucleotides. It is a transcript of the gene OSBPL2, whose product is annotated as oxysterol binding protein like 2. NCBI's taxonomy places the organism in Eukaryota, Metazoa, Chordata, Mammalia, Monotremata, Ornithorhynchidae. Bases 725 to 2230 code for a protein of 501 amino acids. Gene Ontology annotation, molecular function: cholesterol binding. The record is from RefSeq and is a predicted model, not a curated record. Gene Ontology annotation, cellular component: membrane; cytosol; intracellular membrane-bounded organelle. The transcript has 18 exons.
AUGCCACCAAUACGCCACAAGACUCUCUUUGAAAAGGUGCAAGCGGGAGAGCAGGGACAAGAAGAGAAUGCUCAGUUCUGACAACACACCUGCGUUCACUACUCAUUUUGGAUAGACCCCGAUGGCAGAAUCUGGGAACGCCCUUCCCACGGCAUAUGUUUGAGCGGGUACACCGUGAUGCGGUCUUGGAAGAAACUGUGCGCUUGUACGUGGCAUCUGACCCAAGGUAAAGGACAGCUGCUAAAUUAACAAGAGUUGAAGAGAAAUUGGAUUUUCCUGUGUGGGAGGCCAGGUAUUUGAAAAUCAAUCAGAAGAUUGGUGGACACAUCUGCCAAAGUUUCUGCCUUGAACAAUGACAACACGAUUAGGGGUAUGGAGACCUGAAUGAAAGAUGUGGAGGUUUAGGGGCCCUGGCCCCUUGCAAGAAGCCUGUAUCUUCCCAAGCCCUCUCGGUUCCUCCUCUCAGGACAGAGCUACAGCCCAGCCAAAGUGAACAAAGAAACUAUGGAGGGGAGGAUCUCACACCGUAUUUGCAGAGUGUCCUGAGAGCCUUAGAUGAAAAGCCCUUUGAAAGUUCCAAGUGGUAUACUGACAGCAGAUCUUCAAAGUCUAUUGAAGACUGAUGAAGAAAGCUGAUAGCAGAAAAUUAUUAAUCAAGUAGUUCAAGAAUAAUGCUGCAGUAGAAAUCAAGAUAAAGAGAGAAAAGGAGAUUUACUACUGAAGGAUGAAUAGUGAAGAAGAAUUCUUUGAUGCCGUUACAGCUUCCCGUACCUCCAUGGAGAACUCAGUAAUGAUGGAGAAUGGUUGCAGAGCAUUGCCUAAAUGCUUUGAUUCAGACAAUUCAUCUGGGGAAUUCUCAGAAGCAAACAAUAAAGUCGCAGAAAUGAUUGACUUGGACACCAGCAAAAGCAACAGGAGUGGAAAAAUUGGGGAGCGAUCUCAAGAGAAUGGGAUCAAGAAACACAGAACCUCAUUACCUGCUCCCAUGUUUACUAGAAGUGAUUUCAGUGUGUGGAGUAUAUUAAAAAAAUGCAUUGGCCUGGAACUGUCUAAGAUCACAAUGCCUAUUGCCUUCAAUGAGCCUUUGAGCUUUCUUCAGCGAAUUACUGAAUACAUGGAACAUAUAUACCUCAUUCACAAAGCUUCUUGUCAAACACAGUCCCUGGAAAGAAUGCAGGCUGUGGCUGCUUUUGCUGUUUCGGCUGUAGCUUCUCAGUGGGAGAGGACUGGCAAACCAUUUAACCCGCUUCUGGGAGAAACCUAUGAGCUAAUUAGGGAUGAUUUAGGGUUCAGAUUUAUAUCUGAGCAGGUCAGUCACCAUCCUCCCGUUAGUGCAUUUUAUUCUGAAGGUCUCAAUCAAGACUUUCGAUUCCAUGGCUCAAUCUAUCCCAAACUGAAAUUCUGGGGGAAGAGCGUAGAAGCAGAACCCCGGGGAACAAUUACAUUGGAGCUUCUGAAGCAUAAUGAAGCGUACACAUGGACAAAUCCUACCUGCUGCGUACAUAAUGUAAUCAUUGGCAAACUCUGGAUAGAGCAGUAUGGAACAGUUGAAAUUUUAAAUCACAGAACUGGUGAUAAAUGUGUACUCAACUUUAAAUCCUGUGGGCUGUUUGGGAAAGAACUUCAUAAAGUAGAAGGAUACAUUCAAGAUAAAAGCAAAAAGAAGCUCUUUAUGAUUUAUGGCAAGUGGACAGAAUGUUUGUGGGGGAUCGAUCCUGCUUCCUAUGAGUCCUACAGAAAGAAUGAAAGGAGAGGAGACCACCAGAAGAAACCCAAGCCAGAGAAUGAUGCCGCAGAAAAGUCUGAGAGCGAUGUGGUCGACGAUAUACCGGAGAUGCAGGACACCGUGCAAGUUAUACCUGGGAGCAAGCUUCUCUGGAGGAUCAACACCAGACCUCCAAAUUCCUCCCAGAUGUAUAAUUUUACCAGUUUUACUGUGAGCCUCAAUGAGCUGGAAAAGGGCAUGGAAGACAUCCUAGCUCCAACAGAUUGUCGCCUGCGUCCAGAUAUCAGAGGCAUGGAAAAUGGCAACAUGGACUUGGCAAGUCAAGAGAAAGAAAGACUGGAAGAAAAACAGAGAGAAGCUCGAAAAGAGCGUGCCAAAGAUGAGGAAGAAUGGAGGACAAGAUGGUUUUCUCAAGGCAAUAACCCAUAUACCGGGACUCCUGACUGGUUAUAUUCAGGUGGAUACUUUGAUAGAAAUUUCUCGGACUGUCCAGAUAUAUACUGAGACAUUGGAACAGUUCCCUUUUGACCAACCAUGUGGACAUCACAAGGUUAGACUUUGCUUCAAGCUAAUUAAUCUGUUUUUGUUAACAGCAGAAGCCAACUUUUCUAAGGUCGAUUUUAUUGGAAAUAACAUCGUUCGCCAAUCAAGAAUUUAAUUUUCAUUACUUUGGGGAUUGAUACUGUUCAGAUAUCAUUAAUGUCCCUUUUGCCAGGAUGCUCCUGAGAGUAUCAUGUUUUCACUGUUUUAAGGAGGAAUACUGUUGAUGAUUUUCAAUUUUCAUGAUACAAGUUGGCUGUGGCAACUAUAGUUUGAAGUAUUUACCCCACCCCUCCUCUUCUACCCCCCUCAACUUUGUAACCUAAAAUGUCAGAAGACAGAGAAGGGGAGGAUCCAGGUUUCUUUUUUUUUAAGUGCUGCAGAAGAGAGGCCUCAGUGCUGCAGAAGAGAGGCCUCACAGGUACUCUGAACUUGGACCAAUGGUGGCAGAUGGAUGCAGGUCAGACCUGUCCAGCCAUACCACCGGAAAAGAGACAGUGGUCAGAACGACUUCCCAGAGGAAUAAAGAGCUACGGAAGUGCUCUUAAUCUAAUUCUGUCCAUCAAGAGUUGGAGCUGCAAAAUAAAGAACGCCAAGCAGGAUAGAAUGAAAAGUUUUCCGAUUCUCUAUUGUCUCAUUCUUUGGCACUACGACUAUUCCUUAUUAAGUAAUCGUGAUGGAACUCUGAAAUGGUGUUUUGAUCGAGUGAGGUGCAGUCAUCGAUGUAAACAUCACGGGCAAAGUGAAACACCGCAAGUAGAACAUAGCAUGCCAUAGAAAUGUUGGUGGAACCCUGGAAGAAAGACACUAAGACUGUUCGCAAUGGAACCAUCUAAGGAAGAAAGACACUAAGACUGCUGCCAUCCCUUCAAGUAAGUCAAGCCUCCAGCAGUUGCAUGGAAGUAGUCAGCCUUGUAGACAGGGUGUACACUCUGAUCAAACCUGAGCCUCUACCGUCUUGUCAUUUUUGAAAGCACUUCGUUCAUAUAUCUCCAUAGAGCUGUCGUGUGGGUUUUUAAAAAUGAUGCAUGUUCUAUAAUAUUAUGGGGUCACAUGUCAUUGCACAUUGUGGGAAAAAAAAGCAGAGUCUGCGAACUCUAACUGGUAUAGUGAAAAUGAUUUUUAAAAUACUAAUAGAUAUAAUUGUCUAAGCACGUGUGGUCAUCCAAGUGACUUAUUUGUUUGGGUAGAUAUGUCAAAGCCAUAUAAGGUCAGAGCUAUUUGAAUUGCAGAGAAAUUUAUUGUACAUAUGCAUAUAUUAUAUAUACAUAUAUAUAUAUAAUUUUAUUGAGUGGGGUUUCAAAGUCAUACAUUCCUGAAGAUCAGAAGGGGCUAUAGUUUUGUGUCUAGACUUAAAAAUUAGGUUGUAAUUAAAACACUUUUUAAAGCCAUUGUUUUGAAAGUUUCUCAUUUUAUAACCAAUGGAAACGAGAAAGUGGUAGUAUUGUAGCUAAGUUGGCAGUUGCUCCAAAUUAAUGCCACAAAUUGGGUAGUGAACCCAUUUGAUGACUUUACAGAUACACUGGGGCAUUCCUGUUUUCAUUUCCUGACCAGUUUUGAAGCAUCCGCCAGUUUGGAAGAGAAGUCCUCCGGGUCACCCGACCUCAGGUUAAUUGGAGGAUUUGGCUGGGCUGGGCAGCCGCCAUGGGCUCAAUCUCCUAUCAGUAAGGAAAGUGGUCAAAGGCAGAGAUGUUAAGGGCACCAGCCUGAAAUACAUUCAUGUCCACUACAUUCCUUCUGCAGUGAGCAGCGCUUUAUUGGCUUUGCUCCUUCGAAUUAUCCAGCCAGAUCUACUUAGUAAUGCGUACAUUGGUGUAGCGGAGGAGAACAAAUAUCUCUCCUAAAAUAAAUUAACUGGUAUUUUAUGUUUUUUAGGAAAUAGAAACUAACUUGAUAGAGUACAAUUGGAAAAUCGGUUCCUGUGUACUUAAAUUGACUUUUUUUCCCCAUUUUUUUUGCUGUCAAAAAAGGAUGAACUAUGUUCCACUGGCAAUUUUCAAUCCUGUGUUUAAUCACUGUGGCUACAGGUGUCACUAGUAAGACUCCGUGAAAGUCAUGUGUGACUUACAAAAUAUGCUUACAUGCUUACAAAAUAUCAGGUCUAAAAUUUGGAAAUAUAAAAUUUCCUUAAAUACAGAAAAAUAUCUUGCAAUUAAAUGUGAUGUGAUUUUUGCCCCUCGUGGAAAUUUGUUUCCCACUUGAGAGGUAUCCAUAUUUGGAGCGAUGGUCUGUAUAAGACAAAAAUAUGCAAGCUGUUCCAUUUGAAAUAAAGAUUUUGUAUUAAAGGGCCAGCUGAAAUAUUAAUGCCUUGCAUUAUUUUCAGUACUGAAAUUAAAAACUCAUUACAUUUCUGCCCAUUAGGCAAAAAACUGGACUUCCUUUAAAAAUUGGGGUGGGAUUACGUGGAGCUGGACAGAGUUUAUUCGGUUUAACCAACAAGCUGCCUAGAGCAUCAGGUCAGGGAAGAAUGAACAAAACUAGUAGUUCCAGAUUUGAAGGUGGUUUGCAGUGUAGGGGCUAGGCUAGCCCGAAAGCCUCCACAUUUCUUCUUUGAAAAAUGAAUGGCCUUCCUCUCUUUCGCAAGAGAGUUCGAACCUCUGAAUGGGGCCUUUGAGGCUUGGAGAGGUGGGACGUCCGAAGGGAUGUUCCCUGGCAGAAGAACAGAGGAGAGAAUGGGCCCUGCUGCUAUGCAUUCUGUAUGUUCCUCCCCAGUAGUUUUUCAGGGACCAGGUGGGACCCUGGAGCCUUAUGAUGUCACAAAUGAAAACCCAGGAUCCCGCUAAAAGGUCUAGAAAAAAGCCCUGCAUUUUGGGAGAGAAGAAAACCAAUGCAGAGGCAUCUGUUCUAAUAGGUGAACCACUUGUAGAUUGAACUGUUUUAUUGGUAUUCUUUUUCUUCUUUGCAAGGAAAAAGGCAAAGUACAUACGGAUGGCACCAAGGGGGCCUCAGGCUGACCUAGGGCGGGAGUCUCCAGAAGAAAGACUUUUCACUGAACUGUUUCUUUUGCAGGCAGAUGUACCUGGGUUAUAAACUCUGGGGAAUGGUUACUAGGUAGUCAGUCGUAUUUAUUGAGCACUUACUGUGUGCAGAGCACUGUACUAGGAGCUUGGAAGAGUACAAUGUAACAGACACAUUCCCUGUCCACACUAAACUUGCAGUCUAGAGGAUACAGUCCAAAUAUGGGGCAGCAUGCUUCAUAGGAGUUUAUUGUUGAGGAAUUGGCCAGGCAGUUUUUUGAAGCUUGUCAUCCAGGAGGAGCGGUGUAGCCUAGUGGAAAGAGCACAGGCCUGGGAGUCAGAGGACCUGGGUUCUAAUCCCAGCAUUGCAAUUUGCCUGCUACAAGACAGGGCAAGUCAAUUAAUUUCUCUGGACCUCAGCUUCAUCAUCCGUAAAAUAGGGAUUCAAUCUCUGUUCUUCUUUCUACUUAGACUGCUCCAUGUAGGACAGGGACCGUGUCUGACCUGAUUUGCUUAUGUCUACUCUGUCACUUAGAAAAUAGUCUUUUACUCACAGUAAGCCCUUAACAAAUACCAUAAUAAUCAUUAUUAUUUAUUAUUAAGGAAAAGAUGCAUUUACAACUUCUUUUCCUUCUCCUCCACCCCCAAGGAAUGUUGGAUUUGUUUUCUGGGUCUUUUAUCCCAGCAAUAAAAAGCCCCAAAUGAAUUGUAUGAAAAUUUGAAAACCUUACAGAUGACCAAAAACCAUCGAUAAAAACGUCUCACUCCCCAAACCCAGAGCCAGUCAAUUUUGAAGACCUGUCUUUUGGAGAAAGAUACUUGUAUUUCAGAAGCACUCUAUUCAAGUGGUAAUAGCUUCCUGCGCUUAAAAAAUUGUAGUUAAUGGGUGCCAACUUCUCAGUUCUGCUUAUUAAAUGAAAAUGGUGGGGAAGAAACAGUGUUAUCCACAUUCAAUUAAGUAAUAAUUGUGGUAUUUCUCUAAGUGCUUACUGUGUCCCAGCACUGUGCUAAUCCCUGGGGUAGGUACAAUACAGUAAGAUCGGAUGCAGUCUCGGCCCCAUACAAGGCUCACAGUCAGAGUGGAAAAGAAUACAGUAAAAUGGAAAGGCUUCCAAUAAACCCAGGCUUCUACUUCAGCUUCAGCACUUGGAAUUGUUUUUUUCUUAAAUUCCCCCUGGAAUCAUUCCCAAAUCUUGCCACAGUAAAAACUUUAGCCCAAUGGAAGAAUGUGAUUAAAACAUGAUUUGUACUGCAUUAAUUAUGCCCAGCACUUGCAUUGUCUACUGUUUUUUCUUUGUGUGUUUUGCCUGUGCUUACACUGUGUUUUGCUUGAUUCUGUUCCCUUUGCUUAGGGGUUUCUUGAUAACGAAAUACUACAUCCGUUGAUGAUGUAAUGCUAUUUGAAGUCUUUGGACAAACUCAAACCAUAUGUUAGGUCAGUUGUAUAAAAAAAAACCAAAAACAAUAAUUAGUUCACCGUAAGUUAAUGAAUAGGACACAGAUAAUUGAUUUCAGUAAGGUUUUAUAGCAUGGAAAAAUGUAUAUCUGCUUCUACCCAGGAUUUCAGCUCCCACUAUGAUGGACCCUUUUAUGAAGCUGCUCCCCUCCACGCCCCCCCCUCCUCAGUAUUCAAUUGCUGUACUCCAGUUGAUUUUUUACAAACACUGGGUUCACCUUAUCAAUGUUGCAUGGAAAUGUCAGAUGUUGAAAAUGCUCUAGUGAGAUGGAUUUAUUUUUAUAAUAUUUAAUAACUGUCCAUUCCCACCUAUUAACAAAAUCACUCCUAUUUAGCCUUUUGGAAGAGGCUUGUACAGAUUUGUGGACAUAAAUGUUAAACUGUAAAUCUGAAUAAAGGUCCUUUUGAAGAAGA